AUGAACCAAUUCUAUGGAAUAUUUCGUCAAUAUUCAUUCAAACAAAUUAAUAUUAAUAACAAAAAAUUCAAAGAAUUUUUAGUCAAAUCUUAUGAUAUUGCUAUAAAUUCUAUUGAUAAACUUGCUGAAAAUAUUGGUACUGAUCGUUCAGCAAUAUUACCUAAGGAGAUCAUGUCAUUUAUUUUAAAUCUUUUAACAACUGUACCUAUACAUGAUCGAUCUACGAAAUUAUAUAGUAAUUUUGCUUUAAUACAUCAACCACUUCGUGAUAAUAUGCAAAUUAAAUGGUCAGAUUUCAAACCGAAGAUUGAUUUCAUAAAACGUGUUCAAGAACCUUAUAUGGCUUCAAAAAAAGGUUCAAAUAAUAAUAAGAAUCAAACAUGUGUGAAUAUUGAAAUAAAAGAGUUUUUUGAAUUUGGUUAUGAAAUGAAUGCUGAUGAUCUUUUACCAAUAUGGACACAAGAACAAGAGAAUAUUGUUCCAUCAAUAAUUACUGAUACUGAUCAGAUUGAACAACCAAUAAAAUAUGUAGCUGGUUUAGAUAUAAGUUUUGUUAAAACAAAUGAUAAAGCUGUUGGAUCUAUGGUUAUUUUUGAUUAUGAAACAUUAAAUAUUGUAGCUAAAAUAAGUGUUAAUUGUAAUAUGAAAAUUCCAUAUAUACCUAGUUAUUUAGCAUUUCGUGAAGCUCCAGUUUUUAUGAAAUUAAUUGAUAUUCAAAAAGAAUGUUGUCCUCAUUUAACACCACAAGUUAUUUUAAUGGAUGGAAAUGGUGUUUGGCAUCCACGUCGUGCUGGUAUUGCAUCACAUUUUGGUGUUUUAAGUGGAUUUCCAUGUUUUGGUGUAUCGAAAAAUGUUCUUUAUGUCGAUAGUAUAACACGAGAGAAAGUUCAAGAUUUAUUAAAUGAAAAAGCACCUGAAAAAGAUCAAUAUGCUGAAGUGAUUGAUGAUAGUGGAAAUAUUCUUGGUUUAGCUUAUAAUGUAACUGGUUCGGUAAAAAGUGCUGUAUAUAUUAGUGUUGGACAUAAAAUAACAUUAACAACAGCUUGUGAUAUAUUUAAAUCAGUGACUAAAUAUCGUAAUUGUGAACCAAUACGACAAGCUGAUUUACUUAGUCGAGAAAUGGUUACUAAAAUUUCAUAA
Messenger RNA from Rotaria sordida, 1140 nucleotides. The record is from the annotation of a GenBank genome assembly. NCBI's taxonomy places the organism in Eukaryota, Metazoa, Rotifera, Eurotatoria, Philodinida, Philodinidae.